This is a messenger RNA of Rosa rugosa (rugosa rose), 1554 nucleotides long. RefSeq names its product polygalacturonase At1g48100-like. The coding region runs from base 108 to 1487 and encodes 459 amino acids. Gene Ontology annotation, molecular function: polygalacturonase activity. The transcript is spliced from 6 exons. The record is from RefSeq and is a predicted model, not a curated record. Gene Ontology annotation, biological process: carbohydrate metabolic process. Lineage: Eukaryota; Viridiplantae; Streptophyta; Magnoliopsida; Rosales; Rosaceae.
ACUAAGGGCUACCCUACUCUAGGUCUUCUAGGAUAAUAGAACUUGUUCUAUUAUAAGUACCCAAUAGUCUUUCAUUCCAUUUGCUCCACAUCAAGUUAGUGAAAGCCAUGCUGAUCAACUUUGUUCUUACUCAAAUUUUCAACUUCUUUUUUUGUUUCUUAUUUCUUCCAAUACACGGCAGACUUCACUACACUUCUUCGCUUUCACUGUCUCAAAUUUCAGUGCCUCCUUCUCCUGCACCCACGGCUGCUGUUAUCCCGAGUUACAAUGGUAGUUCUGCUCUUGGUACCACUGUUUUCAAUGUGAGAACUUUUGGUGCAGUUGGGAAUGGUGUUACUGAUGAUACAAAAGCAUUUAAAAUGGCUUGGGACAGUGCUUGUCAAACUGAAGAUUCGGAAGUUCUUGUUCCAAAAGGGCAUUCCUUUAUGUUACAGUCUACAAUAUUCACAGGGCCGUGUAAAUCUGGCCUCAAAUUGCAGAUUGAUGGGACAUUAGUGCCGCCAAAUGGACCGGAUUCAUGGCCGAAAAAUAUUAGUAAGAGACAGUGGUUGGUUUUCUACAGAAUCAAUGGAAUGUCAAUGCAAGGAGGUGGUGUAAUAGAUGGUAGAGGAGAGAAAUGGUGGAAUCUUCCUUGUAAACCCCACAAAGGAAUCAAUGGAACAACAAUGCCUGGACCUUGUGAUAGCCCGGCUGCUGUAAGGUUCUUCAUGUGCUCAAAUCUGAAACUGCAAGGACUCAAAAUCAAGAAUAGCCCCCAGUUUCACUUCAAGUUUGAUAAUUGUCAAAACGUUCUCAUAGAAUCACUUACCAUAAAUUCACCUGCUCUAAGUCCCAACACAGACGGAAUUCACAUACAGAACACAAAUAAUGUGAAAAUAUACAAUUCACUCGUAUCCAAUGGUGAUGAUUGUGUAUCAAUUGGGACUGGUUCUUAUAAUAUAGAAAUUAGGAAUAUUACUUGUGGUCCAAGUCAUGGAAUAAGCAUUGGCAGUCUUGGAAUUGGCAAUUCCCGAGCAUGUGUUUCGAAUAUCACAGUUAGAGACUCGAUCAUCAAGCACUCUGACAAUGGGGUUCGGAUCAAAACAUGGCAAGGGGGAUCAGGAUCUGUGUCAAGCAUAACAUUCCACAACAUUCACAUGGACACCGUACGAAACCCCAUUGUGCUAGACCAAUAUUACUGCCUCACCAAGCAUUGCCCUAACCAAACCUCUGCAGUUCACAUAUCAAAUAUCUUGUACACCAACAUAAGGGGUACUUAUGAUGUGCGAAGCCCGCCUAUGCAUUUCGCUUGCAGUGACUCAGUGCCUUGCACAAACCUCACUCUCUCUGAAGUGGAAUUGCUCCCUGCUACAAAAGGACGCUUGGUGUCGAGCCCGCUUUGCUGGAGUGCUUAUGGAACUAUGCAGACAAUUACCGUUCCACCAGUUUUGUGCUUGUUAGGGGGCAUCCCGGAACUGUUGCCCCAGAAUGAUAAUGAUGGGUGUUAAAUGUUAACUAAUAUGGAUCAGAUUAUAAAUACAUAUAUAUAGAAGAUGAUAGCUAUUCUAAACAAAG